Messenger RNA from Schistosoma mattheei, 629 nucleotides. The record is from the annotation of a GenBank genome assembly. Lineage: Eukaryota; Metazoa; Platyhelminthes; Trematoda; Strigeidida; Schistosomatidae.
UAAAUAACCUGGCGCGAACACUAUUCUCUGCUCCCCACCCACGCAGCUUACAAGAUAACUCCUGCGGAUAUGCUGAUCACAUGCAAAUUAUAUCCAACGCUGUUCAAGAAUGGGAUUCCGCAUUUAUUUCAUUCACAAAGUCUUGCAAACACUUAUAUGAAAGUCGUAAAGAAAAUAAUCUGCUAGUUGAUGUCCAACCGUGUUUUUCGUUUCCGAUUCUAAACGAACUCAUUGAAACACGCUUAAGUAUUUCCAUGAAAUUAGCUGUUGGCAAAUACCAAGAAAAAUCAUUCGAUGCCAGAGACAAAUUUAAUCAUUCAACGGAUCAUCUAUUUUCUGCUCUAAAUUCAUUUGCCGAAGCCGUUAUAAACCAUUACGUUCUAAACAGUCGCCUUCCUAAAGUUGUCUCAAUUCAAAACAUCCUGAAUGUAAUAAAUUCCUUUAAAAAUAUGUUGGCUGAUGAGUGCGAUGCAAUCAGAUUAUUCCACUUUAAACAAGUUUUUGAUGAUUCAUUUGACACUAACGACAAGUGGACCAAUUACUUUCUGUCUAGUGAUUCUCUGAGUAAACGUACUUGGUGUAAUGAUUUUAUUGUACAGUUAAAUACCUUGCUAGAUUUUUUGAUAUAA